This is a messenger RNA of Recurvomyces mirabilis, 798 nucleotides long. RefSeq lists its product as uncharacterized. Lineage: Eukaryota; Fungi; Ascomycota; Dothideomycetes; Mycosphaerellales; Teratosphaeriaceae. The record is from RefSeq and is a predicted model, not a curated record. The transcript is spliced from 3 exons. Bases 1 to 798 code for a protein of 265 amino acids.
AUGCACUCCGUCGAAGUCCUUGGCCUCUUGGCCGCUACCGCUUUACCACUUGUCUCCGCCCACGGCUACCUCGAAAACGCCAUCAUCGGCGGUAAGACCGUCUUCGUUGGCAGUCCGAACUGGAUGUACCCGGGUCAGAACCCAGCGCAGCAACCAGGCUGGUACGCGUACAACCAGGAUGACGGCUUCGUCUCCCCAUCCUCCUACCAGAACCCGGACAUUGUCUGCCACAAGAAUGCCACACCAGGCAACAGCUACCUCACCUUGACAGCCGGCACGACGAUCGGUCUACAGUGGAACACCUGGCCCGAUGGGCACCACGGUGAUGUCCUCAACCAGAUGGCUGCUGUGUCUGGCGAUUUCUCCACCAUUGACAAGACUGCUUUGAAUUUCUUUGCCGUUGAGCUGGACGGAUGGCACAGUGGUUCUAACCCUGGACUGUGGGCCACUGAUACUCUUAUCGCCAACAACUUCACUGGCAUGCUCACCAUUCCGGCCAACCUUGCCCCAGGCAACUACGUCCUCCGCCACGAGAUCAUAUCUCUCCACGCCGCAAACAAUGCCGGUGGAGCACAGAACUACCCAAUGUGUGUCAACGUGAAGGUCGUCUCGUCCGGCACGGCCACACCCUGUGCCGGCGGGGCCGACUGCCGUGUGGGAGAGAAGCUUUACAACGCCGCUGACCCGGGUAUCAACUUCAACCUCUACCAGUCUUUCAACUCCUACGUUACCCCCGGUCCAGCCGUCUGGAGUGAGUUGCCAAGCGCCACUCAUCGUGCUUAUAGAAUCAAUAGCUGA